GUUGAUUUCAAGAGAAGUAGCGUAAGAUUACUCCUUAUAUCUCUUUAUGUACGCCCAUGGUUGCUAUGGCACAUGGCAUAUGUGACAUAAUGACAGUACAUUUAUGUGUUUAUGUCACCUUUGACGUAUGUGUGCGGUUUACGACCGGUUAAUUUAGAUUCAGAAUCAAUUAAAUAAUGCUUAAUACUGUAGAGUUUGUAUGAAGAAAAAUGAUUUAUAACCCUAGUGUCUGAAAAAUUCGUAACUCGUCAAUCUAUUUCUGAAGUUAUGUUAUGUUACGCCCCUGACUUUUAAACGUCACUGUAACCAGAAACUAUCAUUGUCACCAACAUAAAUCUAGUAAAAUUUGAAUAACAUGACAUUAUAUAACAUUGUUUGAAUUCAAAUGUAUGGUUGGCGGCCCUGAUUGUUGUUAGUGUGACGUUGACGCACAGUGACAGUACAAAAAAAAGGUGUGGUAGGAAAUAGCUCAUCAGUUUGUUUUUGUGUGGUAAACUUCUUUCAGAGCUUUCGCUUAGCUUUUACGUUAUUUUACUCCGUGAAAAUGUGGAAAGCUGCUGCCGGACAUCAGGUGCAAGUUGAUGUUGGAAAUAACGAUGAUGAUGAUGACUGGGAGACUGAUCCAGAUUUUAUAAAUGAUGUAGAUGAACAACAACAAAGAUGGGGUUCAGCUACUGUGGAAGGCUCUGGGAGGACUGCGGGAGCCAUAGAUAUGGCAAAACUGAGAACUGAAACUGAACAGGCAGAUGCACUAAAAAAGAAGAAAGCUUUAGAGGAAAGUGAGCAUAAUCCAGCUAGAGGAUAUGGAGGAAAAUUUGGUGUGGAAACUGAUAGAGUUGAUAAGAGUGCAGUCAGUUGGGAUCACAAAGAAAAAUUGGAGAAACAUCCAUCUCAAAAAGACUAUGUUUCUGGAUUUGGUGGAAAAUUUGGUGUACAGAUGGACAGACAGGAUAAAUCUGCUAUGGGUUGGGACCAUAUAGAAAAAAUUGAAAAGCAUGAAUCACAAAAAGAUUACAAAACUGGUUUUGGCGGGAAGUUUGGCGUACAGUUAGACAGACAAGAUAAAUCUGCUGUAGGUUGGGACCAUCGUGAGGCUCCACAAAAGCACGAAAGUCAGACAGAUCACAAAAUCGGAUUUGGCGGGAAAUUCGGCUUGCAGACGGACCGAAUGGACAAGUCUGCAAUCAGCUAUGAGCCGCCUGGAAAAGUUGGAACGAACUACACGAAGGUCAAACCAGAUAUAGGUUGCGCUAAGCCUUCUGAUCUUAGGAAGAAGUUUGAAGGUUUGACGCAGGAAAAACCACCUGGUCCUCAACAAAGCAUGCCUACUGCCAAAAAAGUACACGCAAAAGCCGCUCUGUUCUCUGUCAACACUGAUUCAACGCAAGCACAACCUGUAGAUAAAACCACAACGCCGAAACAGUUGGACCAUUCCAAGACAGCAUUUUUAACACAAAAAACCGCUACUCAGAACUCUUCAUCUGAAGGAAUAACGCCUAAACAGCUAGAUCAAUCCAAGACUGCAUUUUUGACACAAGCCCAGGAAAGCAAGAGUGAGAAGGUGGAGAAGACGACGAAUAAGUUGGAUCAGUCUAAACUCCAAUUUCUGACUCAACAAGAGGCUUCUAAUAAUAAUUCGCAAGAAACUGAAAGUACUGAUGAUGUGAAUGUCGCAGAGAAAAAUGAAGCCUGGCAAGAGGAACAACCUAUAAAUAAUGUAGAUAGGCAAAUUGAUGAAGAAGAAGAGUUAUUGAAGGAAUUGAGGAAGCAAGAUGAUGAGGAACAGAUCUAUGAGAAUUUCGCGAGUCAGGUACAAGAAAAUCCGAUUCCCCAAGCCAGCGAAGAAUAUGAAUAUAGCCAAGAAGAAAUUGUAGAUACAGGAAUAACUGCCAUAGCUUUAUAUGAUUACCAAGCAGCGGCUGAUGAUGAAAUAUCUUUUGAUCCUGAUGAUAUCAUUACGCACAUUGAUAAGAUUGAUGCUGGGUGGUGGAGAGGCCUUUGCCGAGGAAGAUACGGACUUUUUCCCGCAAACUAUGUACAGUGCAAUGAUGAAUAACUUUUAACAAAAUACCAGGCCUAAGUACUUAUACUUGAAAUAUUUUUCCAUUUAUAUAUACACCUAUUUUUGAUUCAUAUCCAUAAGCCCAAAUAACUAUUGAUUAUGCAUAAUUGUUUUAGUAAUGUUUUGUCUUAUUUUAUGUAUUAUGUUUGAAUAUUUUUUCAUACAUU
Molecule: messenger RNA, 2229 nt
Organism: Acanthoscelides obtectus
Lineage: Eukaryota; Metazoa; Arthropoda; Insecta; Coleoptera; Chrysomelidae
Source: the annotation of a GenBank genome assembly